AUGUCAAGACAUGAUAGUGAAAAUGGAAAUGAUGGUGUUCCUGAGCAAAAUGAUGUGACGGAUACCAAUGAAGAUAAUUUUACCCAUCAAAAUGCAGAAAGCGAACCGAGCCAGAUCGUUGCUACACAAACAGAGGUUGGCCCAGAGGACAGUACUAAGCAGGAGUCAGACUGUGCACAGGAGAUGAGAGACGUGGUCGGUGUUUCUUUUACCUCUGGUGAGGAAGUCCGCAUGAAUCAAGCCCAGCUGCGUCAAGAAGACGUCAACUCACAUGGAAGUGAAACCGUCGAGAAAUUACCAGCUGACGCUGUGGGCAAUUCAACAGCAACCGUAAAAGUCAUGCUGAUGCCUGAGGGAUACAUGAUGACUAAAGCCUUCACCAUUGGCCUCACCACCCAGGACCUGAAGUCUCAUUUUGCCCAAGAGCUCAGAGUCCCGUCAGAGGUCUUACAAAUCUCUUUUGAAGGUGAGAGUGUGGAGGAUAAUCAGACACUGGUAGAUUUGGGAGUCCAGCCUCAUGGUACAGUCCAGCUUGAGAUGAGGUCAUCUGACCCUGAAAACCACCCAAUCCGGCCUAUCAAACCCCAGCAGGAGUGCAUCAUGCCUGAUGUCAUCACUGUGCGUGUGCCGACAGGAGCAGAUGCAUUUCAGGAUGUGGUAGUGGAGAUAGAGAGAGCAACUAGGGGGAAAGCAUUUCUGGGAGGAUAUCGUCACAGAAUCACCAAGAUGGAGUACCACCAUGCUGCAGUACAAACCAUGCCUAAGAAAAGACCUGACAGAUGCAUUGAGAUGUUCAGCAGAGAUACACAGACAGUGAUCACUAAAAGCCAAGCUCAGCAAUGCAGCAGUAACACAUCCACACAGACAGCUGGAAUAGGCUGUUAUAUUUCUAACAUGAAGGACAAGCUCAUCACCCCAGGAACAUACAUCACAGCCGAACAGCACCACAGCAGGAGACUGAACGCGGUGAUAACCCUGCAGAGGUAUGUGAGAGCUUGGCAGGCGAAGCGUUUUAUGGCUCAGCUGAAGCAGGAUAAGGAGCAGCAUCAAGCAUGGAUAGAGAGUGAGGAGCGGAGGAAGAGAGAGGAGAAAGAUCAACAGAUUAGAGAUGAGUACAACAGGAGAAUGAACCCAGAGAACAAGGAGGAUUUUGCUCUACUCUACAAUGCCCUGGAGAAGUGGAGGAGAGAGGAGGUGGAGCAGAUUAAGUCAUCUCUCUCUGGUGAAGAGCAGAAGAAAGCACUGUAUGCUUUGCUGGAGCAGGAGGCACGACUCAUUGCUUCUAUUGGACGACACCAUAAUGAAGCAGGAGAGAGGAACCAGAAGAAAGCUACUGAGAACCUUCUCAACAAGUGCGCUGCCCCUAAGAGCUGGCGAACAUCCAAUGGGAAAACUGUUGAAAUGGACACGCAGUACACCAUCAGAGCUAAAGAGCUGAGAGACCUCUACACCAGUAUUAACCCCCCUUACUCCAGCCAGGAGGAGCGUUUAGAUCUACUGCUGUCUCUCAAACACACAGUCAAGGAGCAUGACUGUACACUGACCAGAGAGAUUGUGGAGUUGAUUGACAGGGAGGCGGAUCUGAUGAGAAGGGAUGUGAAGGAGAGAAAUCUGCGGGGACUGAGAGAGAGAAUCUCCACCCUUUUCCUUCAAUACAUAAAGACCCCCAUCUUCAACCCUGAAGUUUCCAAACACCUCAGAGUGUCUCAGGACCCUUCUCAGCUGAGACAGAAGAUGUAUUUCUGCCGUGCCUGUAGGAAGUCCCGGCCCUCCACGGAUUUUGCCCUGAACGUGAACACUCGUGUGGUGGGGCGCUGUCGUGUUUGCACAGAAACGGAUAACCAAGCACGACAGAGGGAGGAUUUCUCCCAAUACAAAACCAUCCUCAAACGCCUGCGCAAGACAGAGGAACAACUCAACCCAGACGCCAAAAUCAUCCACCUCCUGCAGGAACAAGACCUGAAAUACCUGGUGGAUCUCAUCUGGGAAGCCCAGUCUGCUCUCAGUGCCUGGGACGACCUGCAUGAUUUGGUGAUGGUUCGCUGGGACCGCUUUUGUCAGUGGAGCCCUUGGAACUGCAUCCUACUCACCCAGGACGAGGCUGCAUUGCACUUCAAAACGGAGAACAUUGAGCAGGCCUAUGGUUUGAUGUUUGUCCGUAGCAUCAAACACAAACACACGCUGGCCCAGAGGUACUUUUCACAGAUUCCUGCAAUGGCACAGUACCUCCAUGAUGUGGACUCACAACCAGCUGCUGCUCAUGGUGACCUUUUGCUCACAAAGCCCAUCACAGAGUUGACUGAGCAGUAA
Messenger RNA from Chanos chanos (milkfish), 2310 nucleotides. RefSeq names its product IQ motif and ubiquitin domain containing (gene iqub). Gene Ontology annotation, cellular component: acrosomal vesicle; motile cilium. The coding region runs from base 1 to 2310 and encodes 769 amino acids. Gene Ontology annotation, molecular function: protein binding. The record is from RefSeq and is a predicted model, not a curated record. Lineage: Eukaryota; Metazoa; Chordata; Actinopteri; Gonorynchiformes; Chanidae. The transcript is spliced from 12 exons. Gene Ontology annotation, biological process: cilium assembly; flagellated sperm motility.